Cannabis sativa is the source of this 1534-nucleotide messenger RNA. Its product is annotated as methyl-CpG-binding domain-containing protein 7. Gene Ontology annotation, molecular function: DNA binding. The record is from RefSeq and is a predicted model, not a curated record. Lineage: Eukaryota; Viridiplantae; Streptophyta; Magnoliopsida; Rosales; Cannabaceae. The coding region runs from base 72 to 1040 and encodes 322 amino acids. The transcript is spliced from 8 exons.
GAAAAAAAAUUACCAAACCGAACAUAUUUAACUCACCACUCACAAGUAAUAAAAAGAGAGAGAAAGGGGGGAUGAUGAAGAAAAAAUCUAGAGCUGUAAAUGUGAAACCUCUGCGAACGCUACGGCCAUGCACAGACGCACAUUCCGAUCGCCGCCGCCUUCUCUUCGCCAAUACCCACGCCUCAUCCUCAUUCAGACUGCCUCAUGACUGGUUGGUUCAGCGUAAACCUCGCCCUAAGAAUCCUAAUCAAAUUGACAAGUAUUACAUUGAACCCGGUACAAAAAGAGUGUUUCGGUCGCUGGUAGCAGUUGAGAGAUACUUAAGGUAUGGAGAAACAGAUGCAUCCCCAGGCAAAGUAUUGAAAGAAUCAGUCAACAAAUGUAUGCAAAUUAUUCCCUUCGAGAGCACUUCAAACUUUGUACUUCCUGAUGGUUGGAUCAUUGAGACAAAGGUUAGAACUAGCGGAGCUACUGCUGGUCGUAUUGACAGGUACUAUGUUGAGCCAGGGACUGGACGUCAAUUUCGCUCCUCAAGAGAGGUUGAGAGACACCUUAAAGAAACAAACAUGGUCACAGCACCAGUCAAGAUCCAACAUUCUCCUCUUAUUACUGAGAGCCCCUCGAACUUUGUACUACCUGAUGGUUGGAUCAUUCAGAAAACACGGCAUCGUAAGUACUAUGUCGACCAGAACACCGGAAAUGUAUUCAGGUCAUUAAUAGCUGUUGAGAGACACCUAGAAGAAGAAAAAGAAAAGGAAUACACAAUGACACUCAAUGCGUUCAAGCAUUCCCGUUGCUUCAAAAUCAGGUUUCCACCAAAUCUGAUUCCCAUAAUGUAUGUGCACCUGAUGAGACAUGUUCUACUAAAGUUAAUGAUGACACCCCUACAAAAUAUAGUGAACAAACAAUUAUGUCAAAAGAAAUCACACAUCACAAUAUUUCCGGACUUUCGGGGCAUUCUGAUUUGCGUAAAAAUAGUAAGUUGGGAGAGAAAUUCGAAGCCUCAAUGGAUGAUUUUUCCUGCCCACCAUCAAAGAUAAAGUGGGUUCUUGGUGGUUCUGGUGGAGAUAUGUGGAAUCCUUUUGUUGGUGAAUUUAUGGUCCCAGAAUCUAUGAAGCAAAAGUGGUCUGAAACCUUUAUAUCAUCCAUCUGCAGUGAAAAACUUAAAUCAGGCAUUUAAGAUAUGAAUGAUAUUCUGGCAAGGUGGUGUUCACCUGUUGAGUUUGUGAAUAUGAAAGAAUGUAACGCCACAAGGUUCAUUUACAUACUUGGAGAUGAGUUUUGUCUCAAGCAGAAGAAAUAUAUAAAUAAAUGUACAUAUUUUCUCAUGGACUGAAUGCAAAGAUAACUAACUGGUUGAUUAGUCUGCAUCCCUUUUGUUUGAGACCAGUUUUUUAUUAUAUGAAAGAACUAAAAUUCAAUGUUUUGAGAAUUUCAUUGUAUUGAAUUAUGUUUUGGUAUUGAAUUAUCAUAAUUCAAUCGUGAUUCCGUAAAUUGACUUGAUAAAUAAUAUAUUUACAUUUAUGAUUAAAAA